GUUCACAAUCACCACAAAAGUACUCCCAUUUUCUCCGCUGUCAAGAAAAUGCACUCUUCCGGCCAGGACCGAGUACUCCCGAUCCAAUCGGGCCCCGAGUCCCGACCGUUGAAGCGCCACCACACGCCCCGAUACUACGCCCACCGGGUCAAAGAAAGCCUCACCACCCGGGUCUCCAAGAUGAUAUGCGCCAUCUUCUUGGGCCUUCUCUUCAUCGUCGGCUUCAUCACUUUCAUUCUCUGGCUCAGCCUCCGCCCCCACCGGCCCAGGUUCCACAUCCACGAGUUCUCGGUUCCGGGCUUGGGCCAAGAAUCCGGGUUCGAGAACGCCCAGAUAACGGUCAACGCGUCGGCCCGGAACCCGAACCAGAACAUAGGGAUCCGGUACGACUCGAUGGAGGGGUCGGUUUAUUACCGGGACCAGAAGAUCGGAACAAAGCCGUUGAUGCACGAGCCGUUUAGCCAGGAACCAAAGAAUACGACGGUGAUCGACGGCACGUUUAGUGGGGCCACGUUGACGGUGAGCAGCCAGCGCUGGAUGGAAUUCACGAACGACAGGGCGAGAGGGAUGGUGGUGUUUCGCCUGGAACUGACGUCCAUGAUUAGGUUUAGGGUUUCGUCGUGGGAGAGUAAGCGCCAUCGGAUGCAUGCCAACUGUGACGUCGAUGUGGGCCCCGAUGGACUUAUCUUGCCCGGUUCUAAGAAUAGGAAGUGCCCUGUCUAUUUCGCAUGAUUUGGAUCUUGUGUAUUUUUUUUUCUAUUUUUUUCUAUUUUUUUGCUUUUAUUAUGUUUUAAGAUUAUUGGGAUUUA
Molecule: messenger RNA, 809 nt
Organism: Morus notabilis
Lineage: Eukaryota; Viridiplantae; Streptophyta; Magnoliopsida; Rosales; Moraceae
Product: NDR1/HIN1-like protein 26
Exons: 1
Coding region: 49-732 (227 amino acids)
Biological process (GO): defense response to other organism
Source: RefSeq, a predicted model, not a curated record